AUGCUGCCGCGGGCCGCAGUGCUGUCGCUGGACGCCUCGGCGGGCCCUGGGCGCCCCUCGCAGCUGCCCAUCGGCACGGAGGAGGAGCAGCCGCCCCGGGGCCCGGAGCCGCGCGGCCGGGCCAUGGAGAGCCUGCCGCCGCGGGAGGAGGCGGUGGGGCCGGCCGGUGAGGCCUCGGAAGAACCCGAGAGCGGCAGCCGGCGCUGGGGAGCGCAGCACGCCGGGGCCCGCGAGUUGGCCGAGCUCUAUUCGCCAGGAAAAAGACUACAGGAGUGGAUCUCUGUCAUCUUAUGCUUCUCUCUGAUCUGUUUCAACUUUUACAAUCUUCUCUUCUACUUGCGACUUGAACACACGCCCUCCAUUAUUGUUGGGAUAUAUGCAGCUGAACUGUUCCCCUGCAGUGAGACAUCACUUAGUGGAACAGCCUUGGACACUUCACUGAAGCUGAAUAAUUCCAGGGGACAAGGCUGGCUUAUGUGUUAUUUGUGUGUUGCAGGUGUAAUUACAGCAGACUUUCUAUCAGGAUUAUUUCACUGGGGGGCAGACACCUGGGGAUCUGUGGAGCUACCCAUUGUUGGAAAGGCUUUCAUCAGACCCUUUAGAGAACAUCAUAUUGACCCUACAGCAAUUACCAGGCAUGAUUUCAUAGAGACCAACGGAGACAACUGCUUCAUGACGUUGGUCCCAUUGGCAAACAUGGCAUACAAAUUUGUUUCCUUUUCCCCAGAAGCACUGUAUGAAACAUGUCCUUGGGAGUGCUAUGUCUUUGCCCUUAUCAUCUUCAUAACCAUGACGAACCAGAUUCACAAGUGGUCUCACACGUAUUUUGGUCUUCCACGCUGGGUCAUCUUUCUACAGGACUGGCAUGUUAUCCUGCCUCGGAAACAUCACAGGAUUCACCAUGUGUCUCCACAUGAGACAUACUUCUGCAUUACAACUGGUUGGCUGAACUAUCCAUUAGAGAAGAUUGGAUUCUGGAGGUGUUUGGAGAACAUGAUCCAAGGACUUACUGGGGAGAAGCCAAGAGCAGAUGACAUGAAAUGGGCUCAGAAAAUUAAAUAACUUUUGCCAGCCGUCUGCAGUCCUUACCUUUGUUGCCAAUUUUUUUUUUUUAAAGAAGCCAUCAGCCAAAUUCAAGACCUGCAAAGAAAUAACAGACUCUAAAGCACAAACUAAGAAGUGCUAACAGACUGUAAUUUAAAGAACUAAUUCUUAAAACAAUACUUGAAGAUGAUUACUUUUACUGAGCACCUUUUGUUUAGCCAAGUCGCUUACAUCCUAGAAAGUACUUCAUCACUGUAUUUUGUAAAGCUGUCAGGCAAGCCAGAAGGCAGGACAGUUACUUCAUUGGUACGUGGUGGCUUUGUAAACGUGUUGUAUCAACAUUAUUUAACACUUCAAAAAUAGCUUGUUGCCUAAGACCUCUGGGGGGAAUGGUGACCACAGUUUGUCACUUCAUGUUUGAGUCCAAAUAACACUGCAUGAAAACAGUGUGGCAGUACUGGAAGCCUAUAAAAUUGUCACUGUUCAAUGCACUCUUUGUUUGGUAAACUUGCAGCUCCAUCUUUGCUAUCAUGUUGAAUCUAACUGAUGUAAUGUGGAACAGAACUUUGAGAAUCCCACUCCACCAGUGGAUCAUGAAUCCUUAAGUGUCCUCAGUUUCCCUUAACAUAAAAUUGUUCUACUCUCUACAUGAAAUCGGGCAAACCGUUUCUGUAUAAGCCUUCAGUUGUACCUUAACAACUGCCUGAGGAGAGGGAGGGCACAGCACAUGCUUGCAUUUGUUUGUGUGGAGUGCUCACUGCUGAGCCUUCUAUUAAGUGUUUCCUACCCUGACAAUAAAUGUUUGAAAUAGUUAUAGCAUUGGGCACAUUGCAAAUAGCUGUAUUCGAGAGCUCAAGGUAUCAAACUUGUAAUGUUAGAAGGGAAACGUCAAUGACUGAUGUUUUGUUCAUAUUUUUUUUAAGGUGCUUGCUUGUUUCUGUAAAUAAUAUAAAGCCUUAAUCUCUUCUGGUGUAACGGAAUAAUAUUUUAAUGUGAUGUUUGAAUGUAUAUAAUAUAUUUAUAACAGAGCAACUGGAUAAUACUGAUCACAUUUGUUA
Lagopus leucura (white-tailed ptarmigan) is the source of this 2102-nucleotide messenger RNA. RefSeq names its product plasmanylethanolamine desaturase-like. The record is from RefSeq and is a predicted model, not a curated record. The coding region runs from base 1 to 1062 and encodes 353 amino acids. Gene Ontology annotation, molecular function: plasmanylethanolamine desaturase activity. NCBI's taxonomy places the organism in Eukaryota, Metazoa, Chordata, Aves, Galliformes, Phasianidae. Gene Ontology annotation, biological process: ether lipid biosynthetic process. The transcript has 7 exons. Gene Ontology annotation, cellular component: endoplasmic reticulum membrane.